GAUAAAUAAUAGAACACAGAUUAAUUUAAGAAACUGAUUUACCAAAUAAGAUUGACAGGCAGACUCAGAUAGACUCAAAUAGACAGACUCAGAUAGAAAUAUAGUCAAACUCAGAUAGACAGACUCAGAUAGAAAGCUAGACAAACUCAGACAGACAGACUCAGAUAGAAAGCUAGACAAACUCAGACAGACAGACUCAGAUAGACAGACUCAGACAGACUCAGAUAGAAAGCUAGACAAACUCAGACAGACAGACUCAGAUAGACAGACUCAGAUAGAAAGCUAGACAAACUCAGACAGACAGACUCAGAUAGACAGACUCAGACAGACAGACUCAGAUAGAAAGCUAGACAAACUCAGACAGACAGACUCAGAUAGAAAGCUAGACAAACUCAGACAGACAGACUCAGAUAGACAGACUCAGAUAGAAAGCUAGACAAACUCAGACAGACAGACUCAGAUAGACAGACUCAGACAGACAGACUCAGAUAGAAAGCUAGACAAACUAAGACAUGACAGACUCAGAUAGACAGACUCAGACAGACAGACUCAGAUAGACAGACAGACUCAGAAAGACUGAUAAACAGACAUACAGACUUGGAUAGAAAGAUAGACUCAGAAAGAGACUAAAAAAAGACUCAGAUAGACAGACUCAGUCAGACAGAUAGAUAGAGAGACUCAGAUAAACAGACAGACUUAAAUAGACAGACUUAGAAAAACAGACAGACAAACUCAGAUAGACCGACUCAGAUAGAAAGAUAGACUCAGAAGGACAGACUGAUAAACAGACUCAGAUAGACAGUCUCAGGCAGACAGACUCAGAAAGACAGACUGAUGAACAGACUUAGACAGACAGACUCAGAUAAACAGAGAGACUGAGAUAGACAGACUGAGAAAAACAGAAAGGAUCAGAUAAAAAGACUGACUCAGAUAAACAGACUCAGGCAGACGGAUAGACAGACUCAGAUAAACAGACAGACUCAGAAAAAAACAGAAAGACAGACAGACAGACUCAGACAAACAGACUCAGGCAGACAUAUAGACAGACUUGGACAGACAGACUCAGAAAGACAGACUGAUAAACAGACUCAGAUAGACUUUAAAAAAACAGACUUAGAAAGAUAGACUUAUAAACAGAUAGACAGACUUAAAUAGACUUAGAAAGACAGAUUGAUAACCAGACAUACAGAUGAAAGAUAGAAAUAGCGAUUGUUAGCCAGAGAUACACAGAUAGACAGGCAGAUGGAUAAAUAGAGACAUAUAUAAUAUUGCAGACACAGACUCUCAGGUAGACAGACGGACAGAUAGAUGUGUAUAUGUGUUGGGGGGGGGGUGUACAGUAGGAUGUCUGAGCAGUUGUACGCUGGUCUCUUAGCUACGCUGAGUUUGGGGUUUGGUUCUUGGAGACCACGGCGCUGCUGGAGCUGCUCAGUGGAGUUUAUGGAAACCAGUAAGCGCUUUAAACAAUGGGCUGCUGAUCCAGUCUGCUGCCAUGGAGGCGGAGUGUGUGGUGGUGGGGGUUUACACAGGGAGCUGCUGAGGGUCUGGCUGGGUUUAUAUCAGAACUGCUGGAGCUCAGAGGAGCUCAGUGGUGUAGAGUUUAUGCAUUAAAAUACUAAAUUUAACCUGAAUUAUUCUUAAAUUAUUAAUUUAACCUGGAUCUGGAGGCUGAGACUGAGGCCCAGGUCUGGCCGGUGGAGAGACACCCUGCAGCAGCUCGCUGUGGCCUGGAGGGGGCGCUAUGGAUGCCACUGCUGGGGAUAAAAAAGAGAAAAUCAGACUGAAAUGGAAAUCCAUGGAUAAAGAUCUAAAAGACAGACAGCUGACCCACGGCCUGAAGUACGUCCACCGUGUCCCGUGUGAGGACACCGUCCAGUACAUGAGCUGCAGUGGGAGAGCAGAGGGCUUUCUGAGUUUACACCGCAGUGGGCGUGUCACGUUUUAUGAGCCUGACGGGCAUCUGAGAGACACGCCCACCCCGCCCAUAACUGUGCCCUAUGAGGGCCUCGCCCACACCCAGCGCCCGGACAGGCUGGUGGGCUGGGGGCCCGGGGCCACGCUGAUAUUGCUGGACUCACAACUAAUUCCGCUGACCUGCGCUCAGGACCCCCUCGACGUACGAGCGUGUCAGGUUCUGGAGGGUUCUUUGGAGCUGGUGACGGUGGGAGCUGGUAAUGUGUGUGUGUGGUGUUUGGAUCACAUGGUGUGUCGUGUGCAGGUGUUGGAGGGUUUGGGCCUGGAUGCUGUGUUCACGCAGCUGGCUGUGGCCCCUGCUGUGGGCUCUAAAGGCCCCCGAGCGCUGGCCCUGUGUGAUAGAGUGGUUACCGUGGUGGACCUGACCGAGGGCCGCGUCCUCCAGCGCACGACGAACCUCCACCUCAGGAGGAUCACAGGGCUGGUGUACUGCCCCCUGCUGCAGGCGGUGGUCACUGCGUCCGAGGACGUGUCCAUCAGAGUUUGGGGACCAGACUGGGAGCUGCUCAUGGCAUUUGUGGGACACACUGAUGUGGUCACCUCCCUGCUGCUGUGUCCUCUGUCUGGUCUGCUGCUGUCCUCGUCCCUGGAUGGGACUCUGCGCACCUGGAACCUACAGACAGGUGACCAGGUGUGGGCUGUGAGCGUCCCCUCCGGCUCGGACCCUCCGCUGACCCUCGGGGGUCCCAACACUUCUGGCACUUUUUUCUCCAUCUCCAGAUCUGGUGUAGACUUCUGGACCUUCAACAAGCUCUACGAGCUGCACUGCAAGCUGGGUGGAGACUCAUCCGGACCUGUCCGUCAAAUACUAGUCCCGCCCACUUCCCCGCCCUACCCUGCUCGUGUACUGUGUGUACAUGGUGACAGUGAUGUCACUGUGGUGUCAGUGGAAAAGGGGGCGGUGCUUACGACGUUCAGAGCCAAUAGCAGGGUAAGAUGUGCUGAUUACUGUUUAUGGAGAGAGAUUCUAUUGGUUCUGACAGAAGAGGGAGUGUUGAUUAGAGCCAGUACACUGACCAAUCCUGUGACUGUGUUGGACGAGCUGCAUUGUGAUUGGUUGGAUGAGAAGCAGCAGGUGCAGGUGAGGGCGGGGCUUGCCUGCUGUAUGGCGCUGUACAGUUACAUUGCCGACCUAGAGGGGGCGCUAGAGGAGUGGAGGUCACUGCAGCAGCAGAUGGGGGUUAAAACAAGGAACCGAAAGUAUUUGGACAGCGACAAGAACAGGUUUCUGGUUAUAUUGGGUCAUCGCAGUGGGGGUAUCAGUGUGAUGCAGAUGCAUUCUGGGAACGUCCAGUACAGAGUCUCCGCCCAUAACGGCCAAGAUGUCCACUGCAUACGGGCUUAUCCUGACACCAACUGCAUCCUUACUGCCGGUGAGGACAGAUCAGUGCUGGUGUGGAGGGUGUUCCCGCAUGCGCAGGAGUGUGUGAGUCUGCAGGUGAGUGUGUUCUGCGCUCACACUCCGGUGUGUGUAGCUAUGUUGGACUCCCUGCUGACCAUCUGCCUUCAGCAGCCACAGAGCGCCACCUUCAGUCUGGUCCAGUACGACCUGAACACACACACUCGAACUGACUACCCCCCACAUCACGACCACAGCAGCACCAUAACAGGGCUGUGUGUGUGUCCGAGGCUGUGUGUGUUUGUGUCCUGCAGUCAGGACAGUACAGUGCGCAUCUGGGAUGAGGAGAACCGGCUGGUAAGGACUCUGGAGCUGAACGCUGAGCCGGAGUGUGUGGAGUUUGGGGGAGAGGGAGGAGUGCUGCUGUUGGGAAUCAGAGGAGACCUUUACAGAAUAAACUGCACACACACACUCCCCCAACACAUCCAACUUCGGUUUCUGUAUGAUGAGGAUCAGCCUGAUCCACUAAUCUCCUGCAGCUCCACCUGUAAACACAGGGCUGUCAGUGAAGUGGACCAUCCUGAAAUACAGGAAGAUGCCAAAGACCCAGAGCUGGAGUGUUUGUUGGUGAGGAACAGAGAGCUGCUCUCUCUGCAGAAUGGAGAGACCCUCAGCAGGAUGAAGAAGCCCACCAGUACCCCCCAGACCCGGAGAGAGGCCUUCACCCAGUACCUCCGGCUCAUCUACAAACAGCCCAAUCACAUUCAUAUACCAGAUAUUGAUCCCUUUGAUCUGGAUGCUGCCCUGUUUCCUCCAAAACCUCCUGAACAGCGCCCCCUGACCCCGCCCACACUUCGGGAGGGCUUCUUCCCCAACCGCAGUCUCAUCAGGAACCUGGAUGGGAAACAUGCACAGGCCUCGCCAGGUUUCAUCCCCAACUCUGUGUUGGUUGGGCAGCUGUGGCCGGAUGUGGUGGUGGAGAACACUGUGCCUGCUAAACCCUGGAAGCUACGGGACGGCCUCGGCCUGAAGACUGAGGAGGAGGAAGAGGAGCAGUUCUCCGACUUUGAUGAAGAGAAGAAGUUUGAUAUGUGCCUUUUGGUACACACUGAAAACAACUCACCAAGUCCACUCCCCACCACACCACCAACACCUCCACCACCACCUCCCCCAAAACAGAAGAUCAAAAACAUUCCAAAACCCCUUCCUCCAAUUAAACGAACCCCGCCCCCCAAAAGCCCACCAUCUCCACCUAAAGCCCCCACUCCACAACCACCCCCAACUCCAACCCCCUCUCCACCCAAACCCACACCCCCACCCUCACCUCCACCCAAACCAGCCACGCCUCCACCUCCCCGCACUCCUUCACCACAGCUGCCCUUCUUCCUGCAGCCGUUUCUGGAGGAGCAGUGGUUCCACAGCAUGUACCCAGACCGGAGGUGUAUUCCUGAGUCUCUGGCUCCACUGGAGUUCUGUGGUCAGUUGCUGGACCUUCUGAAGAUCUGCAGUGUGGACCAGAAGUUUGGUGUCCUCAGAGCCAUCAUCACCCUGCACAGAGACAGCCUGCAGAAACACACACAGAUCAUCACACACAGCCUGCUGACAUCCCUACACACCUGCCUGAACCAGGACAUGACAGAUGAGGAGGUGCGUUUUGUGGAGGAGCUGCUGAAGUUCUUGGUGUGUGUGGAUCCUCACAGCUAUGAGCUCACUGUGGAACUGCUCAGCCUGCUGGCAGACAAACAACUGCGACUGCAGGGUCAGGCGUUGAGUUUGCUGCAGGUUCUGGGAGUGGAUGAUGCUCAGCACUAUCUUCCUCCUCAGUUUGAGUCGUGGGAUCGUGAGGCUCGAAAGCAGCCGGACCCUCUGGACGCAUUGCGGGAGGCGGCUGGCCAGUGGCUCAACAGCUGGACUGAUCAGUACAGGCUGCACAGGCGACUUCCUCAGAGCUCCAGGGGCAAGAGUGUGGUCUCACCUGUGGAGGUCCUGCGCUUUUACUGCUGCCUGCAGAGGGAGGGGCAGGUACAACCCCCGAAAACCCCGCCCACGGGCAGGAGAGACACGGUGCUGCUGGACCCGCAGAGAAACAGGUGGAGGCCGGUGCAGCGUCUGGGAGAGACUUACUGCAUGACCCGGACACGGGAACCACGAAGACUGUGGUUGCCUCCGUUGCCGUCCAGGCCCCUGCUGAUGGGUUUCACUCGGGUUCUGCAUCUUCCUCUUCCUCAGAUCACCCUCUCUCCUUACCCCUUCUGUCUGGACUCUCACUGCCUGAAGGAACUUCCACCACCUCGAUACUUCAACAUACAGCGCUCCUACAUCUCCUCCUACAGAUAAACACUGCUACAGAACUAAACAACACAUCUGAAAUGAGACAAACUGUUAAAAUACAAUAAAUAUACAAAAUAUA
Astyanax mexicanus (Mexican tetra) is the source of this 5723-nucleotide messenger RNA. It is a transcript of the gene wdr97, whose product is annotated as WD repeat domain 97. Gene Ontology annotation, molecular function: protein binding. NCBI's taxonomy places the organism in Eukaryota, Metazoa, Chordata, Actinopteri, Characiformes, Acestrorhamphidae. The transcript is spliced from 22 exons. The coding region runs from base 1742 to 5650 and encodes 1302 amino acids. The record is from RefSeq and is a predicted model, not a curated record.